Messenger RNA from Rhizophagus irregularis DAOM 181602=DAOM 197198, 267 nucleotides. NCBI's taxonomy places the organism in Eukaryota, Fungi, Glomeromycota, Glomeromycetes, Glomerales, Glomeraceae. The record is from RefSeq and is a predicted model, not a curated record.
AUGGAAUCUGUUAAAAAUUCUGGCAAAUUAUGCAUAUCAUUUACUGAAAUCUCACCAGAUGAUAUUUCCGAUUGGUCAUAUAUUGAUCAACCAGAUAUGGUAUAUGACAUAGAAUAUACAGGAGAUGAUGACGAUUUAAAUAUUGAUGAUGAAAAAUUAGAUGCAAUUUUGGCAGAUAAGGGGAAUAAAUCAGAAAGUUUUAUGCAAGAAAAUUUAAUAGUUGAAAUUUCAGAUUUCUAUUUUAUUAUUAAUUUACUUUUUUUUUAA